Dothidotthia symphoricarpi CBS 119687 is the source of this 921-nucleotide messenger RNA. RefSeq lists its product as uncharacterized. The coding region runs from base 218 to 499 and encodes 93 amino acids. The record is from RefSeq and is a predicted model, not a curated record. The transcript has a single exon. Lineage: Eukaryota; Fungi; Ascomycota; Dothideomycetes; Pleosporales; Dothidotthiaceae.
UGGGGAGUGAAACAUACGACCUAGGCUCUUUUGAGUUUGAGAAUCAAAGAACGGACGACGAAGCCCCGCGUUUACCUCGUAUAUCUUUCUAAGCAGGAGCUUUGUCUCUACCAGCGCUGAUACCAAUUCUUUGGUUCAGACAAUGUCGGCACGCGCAUAUUCAUUGUGAGUCUCUACUAGCUCUACAUAUUCGGUCCGCAUCUCUAGUCCUUCACGAAUGGGUGGCGCAAGUUCUGUGUUCCGGUAUAGUAUCUUUGCCUUGUGCUGUGCCUUUUGUGACAACUCAUACAUUAGAGAUAGUGCACAACGCACGUUUUCCCACAACGUCAAACUCACUGUAUACGAGACCUGUACCGCGAUCCACGUGUCCGAGCAUCGACGGACGGAACUUCAGGCGCCAAGAAGAGUCUCGUAUCAACCAUGUGCUAAGCGCGCGGCGCGAAGUACCAUCAAUGCACUCAACGCACAACAGACAUUACAGACUAGGCUGUCGUUCUAAGUAGCUAUUGCUCUACAAAAUCGAAUCUCGCACCACGUGUAAAGGGCAACAAACAAGACUGCGCUACGGGAGUUGAUAUGGAUUCGCGAAAGCCAAGAAUCUUGGGCGACUACAAUCAAACCCCCCACGUAUCAGUCAUGAUGUUUAUCGGCCAUGAAGCUGCACACCGGAGAUUGCCACAACAGGCCCUCCACAUCCCCAGGGCAAGAUGUCAAGGCCGGCGGAUGAGAAAAGCGCAUAUCUCAUAACGCUGAAAGUCAAGCUACGGAGAUUGACGUGUCCCACAGAACGAGACAAUAAUCGCCCUACGUGUUCAUCAGCGUGCAGCAUCAAUUUCCAAACUAAUACCUCGAUGGAACAACAUCAAUUUGAAAAGAAAUAGGGCAGAGACAAACAAAGACAACCAAACUUUCUAAGUUGAU